AUGAUCUCAAAAUCAUUGCCCAAUCUGGACGCCGAGAACGACAACUUUUAUGGUUUCUCAAUGGACGACUCGGAGGAUGAAGUGGCUGGUAAACUGUUCAAGUUAGAUGUUGCGAGACUCCCUACUAUCGUCAAGGACGACGUGACAAUACGGAGGAAACUAGGCAAAGCGAAACAACAUCUAACUCACGAACGUGGUGUGAUAUACAUGGGCUCCCUACCACAUAGUUUCUACGAAGAUCAACUCAAGGCCUAUCUAUCUCAAUUCGGGGAUUGUAUAUUACUACUGUCGGCGGACAAGACUGCCAGGUCGAAACACUACGGCUUUAUCGAGUUCGACUCGGCGUCCGUCACGCAAAUCAUCGCGAACACGAUGGAUAACUACCUGUUGAUGGGGCAUCUACAUACUUAA
This is a messenger RNA of Suillus paluster, 411 nucleotides long. RefSeq lists its product as uncharacterized. Gene Ontology annotation, cellular component: nucleolus. The record is from RefSeq and is a predicted model, not a curated record. The transcript has 3 exons. Gene Ontology annotation, molecular function: RNA binding. Bases 1 to 411 code for a protein of 136 amino acids. Gene Ontology annotation, biological process: maturation of LSU-rRNA from tricistronic rRNA transcript (SSU-rRNA, 5.8S rRNA, LSU-rRNA). Lineage: Eukaryota; Fungi; Basidiomycota; Agaricomycetes; Boletales; Suillaceae.